CCGGGCCGGCCCGAGGUGGGGUCGGCGCCCGGGGCGGCGCGGCGGAGGCGAUGGCGCCGGCGGCGUCGAGGCUGCGAGCGGAGGCUGGGCUCGGGACGCUCCCGCGGCGGGCGCUAGCGCAGUACCUGCUCCUUCUGCGGCUCUACCCGGUGCUCACCAAGGCAACCACCAGUGGCAUUUUGUUAGCACUUGGGAACUUACUGGCCCAGACAAUUGAGAAGAAACGGAAAAAAGAAAACUCUGAAAAUCUAGACAUCAGUGGGCCUCUCAGAUAUGCGAUUUAUGGGUUCUUCUUCACAGGGCCGCUGAGUCAUUUCUUCUACCUCUUCAUGGAAAGCUGGAUCCCUUCUGAGGUUCCCUUGGCAGGGAUCAAGAGGCUCCUCUUGGACCGUCUGCUCUUUGCACCGGCCUUCCUGUUGCUGUUCUUCCUCAUCAUGAACUUUCUGGAGGGGAAGGACAUGUCUGCCUUCGCCGCCAGGAUGCGGAGGGGCUUCUGGCCGGCGCUGUGGAUGAACUGGAGGGUCUGGACGCCCGUGCAAUUUAUUAACGUCAACUACGUCCCCGUGCAGUUCCGGGUGCUUUUUGGCAACCUGGUGGCUCUGUUCUGGUAUGUCUACCUGGCCUCUCUGGGGAAGUGAAGACGGCCCAGGGAGAGCAUCUGAAGCACUAUGGACAUGGAUCUGGGGACCCCCCACCUGCCCAGAGUGAGCGAGCAGAAGCAGCCCAGUCAGGACUUCAUUUAACUCUAAAUCAUGUGAUUCAAGAUGCCGUAAAAUAAUGGAUGGAGAAACGUAAAUCUCUUAAUGUCAGAUUCUUGUGUUUUAAAAAGGCAGUAGCUGACUUCAGAUGGUGCUGCCCUAGAAACUUAAAAUAUAGUACAUACGAUUUCAUUUCUCACUUUGGACCGAAUUAGCAUCACAAUAAACUAUAAUGUAGCUUCUUCAGUGGUUUCUCAGAACAAUUAAUUAAUAAUAAUUUCUCAGAACAAUUGCUGUUGCUUUGGGUUUUUUUAUUGCAGUAAAAUACAUAUAAAAUUUACCAUUUUAACCAUCUUUGAGUAUACAGUUCAGUGGCAUCAAGUACAUUCACAAUGUGCAACCAUCAUCACCAUCCAUUUCUAGGACUUUUUCAUCUUCCCAAACUGAAAGUCCCCAUUAAACACUAAUGCCCCAUUCCCCCUCCCCCACCAUUCCACUUUCUGUCUCCAUUAAUUUGACUCUAAGUACCUCAUACAAGUGGGAUCAUGUAGUAUUUGUCCUUUUAUGACUGGCUUAUUUUACUAAGCAUAUACCUGCUAUGGUUUGAAUGCGUCCCUCCAAAAUUCAUGUUGAAAGUUAAUCCCCAUUGGGGUAUUAAGAAGUAGGGCCUUUGGGGAAGUGAUUAAGUCAUGAGGGCUCCACCCUCAUGAAUGAAUGAAUGAAUGCCCUUGAAAGAGCUUCAGUGAGCAUUUGCCCCUCUUGCCCUUCUGUCCCCUCUGCCCUGUGAGGACACAGCAUUUCUCCCCUCUGGGGGAUAUACGGCACCAUCUUGGAAGUGGGAACAGGACCCUUGCCAGCCAGGUCUUUAAUCUUCAACUUCCCAGCCUCUGGAA
Messenger RNA from Cynocephalus volans (Philippine flying lemur), 1591 nucleotides. It is a transcript of the gene PXMP2, whose product is annotated as peroxisomal membrane protein 2. Gene Ontology annotation, cellular component: cytoplasm; membrane. Bases 51 to 638 code for a protein of 195 amino acids. Lineage: Eukaryota; Metazoa; Chordata; Mammalia; Dermoptera; Cynocephalidae. The transcript has 5 exons. The record is from RefSeq and is a predicted model, not a curated record.